Molecule: messenger RNA, 1078 nt
Organism: Camelina sativa (false flax)
Lineage: Eukaryota; Viridiplantae; Streptophyta; Magnoliopsida; Brassicales; Brassicaceae
Source: RefSeq, a predicted model, not a curated record
AUCUCUUUGCUCUCUCUCUCUCUCUCUCGUCAAAGCAGCUGAUCGAGUAUUCUCAUUUUCUAGGGUUCCAAUCAAAAUCUAUCUGCAACAACAACAAAAAAAUGGCUUUGGCUAAUCGUUUCAGAUCAGGGAUCUCCUUCUUCAAGAACAUCUCCAUUUCUGAUUCUGUCUCCUCCGCUAGAUCCAAUCCCCAUGGAGCCUCGCUUUUCCCUGCGCAGUUGAGAAGCUAUGCAACUGCUUCGGCUCAAUCAACCGCUAAUGUUAAGGUGCCUAUAGCUUUAGUUGGUGAAAAUGGCAACUUUGCUUCGUGGCUAUACAUUGCAGCUGUGAAAAUGAACUCCUUGGAAAAGAUUGAGUCGGAUCUUUCUGAGAUGAUUGAGGCUAUGAAGACAGCUCCUACUUUUGCUCAGUUUACAAAGGACCCCUCUGUUCCUAGAGCGACAAGACUGGCUGCUAUUAGGGAUGCUUGUGAUCAAGCAAAGUUUGCUGAACCCACCAAGAACUUCCUCUCUUUGUUAGCUGAGAAUGGAAAGCUGAAGAACCUAGAUGCCAUCGUGAAGAAGUUUAUGCAGCUGACAAACGCACACAGGGGAGAUAUCAAAGUUUUGGUUACCACAGUCAUGCCGCUUCCCCCUGCUGAGGAGAAGGAACUGAGGGAGACACUCCAGGAGAUCAUUGGAGAAGGGAAAAAAGUAACUGUGGAACAAAAGAUUGAUCCAAGUAUCUACGGUGGGCUAAUCGUAGAGUUCCAACAAAAGGUGUUGGACAUGUCAAUCAGGACAAGGGCACAGCAGAUGGAGAGGCUCCUCCGUGAACCUGUGGACUUCACCAACCUCUGAAAAAUCUAUCUUGAGAGAAACAUCCCCCCAAGAAAACAAGUUUGUGACGAUGCCACCCAAUUGACAAAUAAAAAUAUGGACCCUCCGGGGAAAACAAUAUAUAGCUUUGGCCACUUGCUCUCGUUUUUGAAUUUUGUCAUUUGCAAUUUACCAUUUGUUGUUGUUGUUUGCUCUUCCUUCGAAAUAAGUUUUUUCGAGACGUCAAAAUUUCAAUGAGAUUAUAUAUUGUCCUUAGUUUU